CCAAAGUAUCGAGAAGUCCUGGCUCCUAGGGUUUUUCCAAUGUUUUGUAACCAAUAUAUUUUGAUGUCAGCUUCCUCGGCUCGGUCAGUGUUAAGAUAAGGAGUGCCAGAUCUUCUUCAGGCCCGUCCACCUUCGACUGACAAUGUCAUCACUUUUGGCCGUACGGGUGUUUUUUUGAGGCUCAGCCCUUAAAAGUGCUCCCGCCUCAGGGCCGGACUUGCAAAAACAUUUACUGAAAGCUUUCCUUACCAGUUUUCUAAAUUCUUCCUGUUUUUUGAGAUGUCGCUUCCAGCUAAUUAUAAACAAAUUGCCAUGGGAUCAAUGCCUGGGCCAAAUCAAUUGCUGUCAGCCGGACUGCCAAUGGCCUUCAACAUACUUAAAGAAAGGCUUAGAGCUUCAGGUUCUGGAGGAAAUAGUACAACUAAAGAGAGCACUAAUCAGUCUCCUUUUAUCUCAACACCUCAUGGCCAUCCAGGAUUCCAUCCGCAAAAAGUGGGCAAGGGAUCUGCUGGUGACUCAAGAGCACCUAAACCACCGAAACCACCAGAAAAACCUUUAAUGCCUUACAUGAGGUAUUCGAGAAAAGUCUGGGAUCAAGUUAAAGCUCAAAAUCCCGAGCUCAAAUUAUGGGAAAUAGGAAAAAUAAUUGGUCAGAUGUGGAGGGACUUGCCCGAUGAAGACAAAACUGAAUAUGUUGAAGAUUAUGAAACAGAAAAGUUGGAGUAUGAAAAAACAUUAAAAGUAUAUCUCAAUUCACCUGCUUAUUUGGCAUAUGUUGCAGCGAAAGCUCGUGGCAAAACAGCUCAACAAACAAACGAUGACAGGGAGAGCCACGAUCGCACAUCAGGAAGUAGUAAGCAAGACAGACGUAUUGAUAUUCAACCAGCAGAAGAUGAAGAAGAUCCUGAUGAUGGGUUUUCAGUGAAGCAUUUGGCAUAUGCUAGAUAUCUACGAAAUCAUCGUCUUAUCAAUGAAAUAUUCUCUGAUACAAUUGUCCCUGAUGUCAGAUCAGUUGUCACUACGGUUCGGAUGCAGGUGCUGAACAAACAAGUUCAAUCACUCACAAUGCAUCAGAAAAAGUUGGAAUCCGAGUUGCAGCAAACGGAAGAGAAAUUCGAGGCUAAAAAACGAAAGUUUGCUGAAUUGAGCGAGGCCUUUCAAGAGGAGCUUAAAAAGCACUGCCAGCGAGCUGUAGAUGAUGAGACGUACAGCAAAAUGGUAGAGCGUCAGUAUGAAAUACUAAAAAAAGAACGAAACCGUGGUCCUGGCUCUUCUCAAGAAGACACUAGGAAAGAAGAAAUUGUUGGCACCAAUGGUGGCAGUAACAGUCACGCUUCUGCUGCUGAACCCGUUGUGUCGACACCAGCGACAACUCCAGAACAGGAUGAAGGAUCUCAAGGAAACCAACAAGAGAUGCUAGUACUACACUACAUCCAGCCCAUAGAGGGUGACCGGCAAGUCAUCAAGGAUGAUGCCGUAAAAGAGGACGCAAAGAAUGGGGUUUCUAAUUCGUCCGCUCCCAUAUUAUUAAAAGAUGUGCCAAACAAUAACCUGUCGUAUGGAGGAGUUCAACCAAUGAAUCCAGGAUAUCAGAACCAGUAUAGCAGCGGAUACGCAAAUAGCCAAAGCAAUAUGUCUACAAAUGUGCCAAUGCAACAUAACCAAAUGCCUCCUCCUACCCCGUCCCAACCGUAUUAUCCUCCACAACAGUAUUCUUCCAAUGCCCGACAUCAGUAUCCUUAUCCUCAGCCUCCAUUUUCCCAAUAUGGAAAUGCCCCACAUUCGUAUUAUCCCUCCUACCAAUAUCCAUCACACCAUAUGCAAGCUCCUAGGCCACACCAUUACAUGCCACCUUCUGAAACCCAGUCUCAAGGACCGCAAGGAUCUUUAUCCACAGACAACAGACAAGAAGAGACAGAAGAGUGCAGUAAUGAUUCAUCAGCGAUGGGGCGCUACAACACAAGUACAAUUCCAAACGAUUCUCUAUGUAAUCAACCGAAAAAUCCUCUGAGUACUAUUGGGCCCACGUCAAGCAAUAGGCCUUUUCUGCAAGGCCCUCCUUAUACCCCAGUUGAAGAGAAACGAGGAGUUACCAUGAGUGCGGAAGAUCAGCAACAAUCAUCGAUGCAACAGCAUUCGCCCAUUCAACAGUCUUCAGGACAGCAACAGCAAGUGCAACAACACCCUCCUCCACCAACUCCAACUGUUAGUGAUCAACAAGACUCACUGGAAAAGAAAGAUCCUGUGUAACAUGUUAAGUAAGGUGUUUUAAUUAGUAAUAAAAAUCCCUUAUCCUGAAUUUAGUACAAAAAAUGUUUUGGGUUUAUAUAAAUUAAAACCUGGUUCUGGACAUGCAUUAUUCGUUUUUAAUUACAACCAAACGCGCUUUUUAUUUUAUGUUCUCUAAGGAUUAAGUACUCGAUAUUAUAUGAUAAAACGUCUGUUUUAUGGUGUGUUUUGCAAUACAUAUCAUUGUUUAAUGUGUAACUUGAUAAAUUUUAAACUCUAGUUUUGUACAUUUGUUACUUAUUUUGUACAUGUUGAGUUAGAAUAAGUGUUUAUAAAACUACUAAAUGCUGUUUUUUUUGUGUGUGUUUUUUAAAAUAUAAAUAAUUAAAGUGUAAUUAUUUGUUUUAUAGGACAUUAAUUUAAUAGUCUGUUAUUUUUGGUGAUAAAAUGAUUUAUAAUGUAUUGAGGUAGAGUUCUUAUUGAUACAAUAACCGAAAGAAUAAAUUGGAAAAUAACAUUA
This is a messenger RNA of Cimex lectularius (bed bug), 2749 nucleotides long. Its product is annotated as SWI/SNF-related matrix-associated actin-dependent regulator of chromatin subfamily E member 1-like. Gene Ontology annotation, cellular component: SWI/SNF complex. The record is from RefSeq and is a predicted model, not a curated record. Gene Ontology annotation, molecular function: nucleosomal DNA binding; nuclear receptor binding. Gene Ontology annotation, biological process: negative regulation of DNA-templated transcription. Lineage: Eukaryota; Metazoa; Arthropoda; Insecta; Hemiptera; Cimicidae. The transcript is spliced from 16 exons. The coding region runs from base 280 to 2250 and encodes 656 amino acids.